Annulohypoxylon maeteangense is the source of this 1354-nucleotide messenger RNA. RefSeq lists its product as uncharacterized. Gene Ontology annotation, molecular function: arylformamidase activity. The coding region runs from base 59 to 1060 and encodes 333 amino acids. The transcript is spliced from 7 exons. NCBI's taxonomy places the organism in Eukaryota, Fungi, Ascomycota, Sordariomycetes, Xylariales, Hypoxylaceae. The record is from RefSeq and is a predicted model, not a curated record.
AUACCUAAGUGCCUAUAUUGAUAUCUGUAAAAACACUGAAUAAUACCAUAAAUUACAGAUGGCGCUUCCGUUGAGAAAAGACUUACGGCCAAAAUCUGGCGAACCUGAAGAUUCGGCAUGGAUAUGGGGCAGCGAUGAUGAGCUGGGUAGGCUGAACCUACAGACACCUGAAAGGGUGAAGAAAGCGCUGGAAACCGUCUCUUCAGGAGAGACCAUCCCUCUUGGGCUUCCGUUUGAUCAACCAGUGCCACCGUGUUAUAGGAGAGCUUUCUUCAAGCAUCGUAUCACUUCCCUAGGAGCUAAUAGUAAACAUACGUUUGACGAUAAUUACGAAAUGAACCCUCAAAGUACAUCGCAAUGGGAUGGGUUUCGCCACUUCGCCCAUGUUCCCUCCGGAUUCUUUUACAACGGAACGACAUUUGAGGAUAUAGCUGGCCCCAAUCCCUCAUCUAAAUGCGGCAUUCAUGCAUGGGCCGCUCGCGGUAUUGCGGGCAGGGGCCUUCUUCUAGACUACGCUCGUUAUGCCGAAGCCAACAACAUCAAGCCGGAGUUCUACGACAACUUCAGUAUUAGCUACAGCGACCUUGUAAAGGUAGCACAAACGCAAGGAAUCGAUCUGAGGCCCGCGGCUCAGGGAGGCGACGUCCAGGUUGGAGAUAUACUGCUCGUCAGAUCUGGCUUCUUGAAGAAUGCGAAUUUGCUCACAUACGAGCAAAAGGCAGCUCAUCACCUCCAGAAGCAUAAAUUUGGACCUGAUGAUGGGCAGCGCUACAUCGGUGUGGAACAGAGUGAGGAGAUACUCGACUUCCUGCAUGAUUCCUACUUUUCGGCCGUGGCGGGAGAUCAGCCCGCGUUCGAAGCUUGGCCAUCUCGCAAAGACUAUUACCUCCACGAGAAGCUGUUGGCGCUUUGGGGCUGUCCAAUAGGUGAACUGUGGGAUCUCGAAAAGCUGGCCGAGAAGUGUGCAGAGAGGAAGCAAUGGACAUUCUUCCUUGCUAGUGCUCCGAACAACGUGAAAGGGGGAGUAGCAAGUACGGCGAACGCUCUAGCUAUUGUAUGAGACAGCUGAAUAAGACAGAAUUUAACACUUGGUCAGGUUUCAAUGUCUAGGAAAUCCGCAUAUAUAUAUGAUAUGAUGUAGAUAGUCGUGAUCAUUCAAUAAUACUCGCACCGUAGCGGUAGCCCCUGAAUUGUAGAAAAGGGGGAAUGAAUGGGGUUGGCUAGGAUAGUAUGAAGUAGGUAUUAAUUGAUCUUUUCCCGCCGUACUAUGGGAGAUCGUCUACUAUCAUAUGGGUGCGUAAUCCAUAGGAAACUAGUCGAUUUAUUCGCUAUUCUAGAGUUGUUGUUGUUGUUG